UACCCUCCCAUGCGCUAUCAGCCACUAUCAGUCACUCGUUAUCACUAUUAUUGGCAAUAGAAAUAAAAAUAACUGCAAAUUUGUUCGCACAAGCCAGUAGCCAGUCAAGCCUCGAACAGUGAAUUUAUCUCCGAACAAAAUGUCCCCAGUUGCUCCAACCGUAACGUUGAACAAUGGCCACCAAAUGCCGGUUCUAGGAUUAGGGACCUGGCUGUCCCGCGAAGGUGAAGCCGUCGUUGCGGUCAAAGCAGCCAUCGAUGCUGGCUAUCGUCACAUUGACACCGCCUACUUGUAUCGCAACGAGAAGGAAGUGGGUCAAGCGAUUCGGGAGAAAAUCGCUGAAGGUGUAAUCAAGCGGGAGGACAUUUUCGUAACCACAAAGUUGUGGAAUGGUUUUCACGAUCCGGACAAGGUUGAAGAGGCAUUCAAUCGGUCGCUCGCCAACCUGGACAUCGGUUACAUCGACCUGUACUUGAUGCACAGUCCGAUGGGCCAUAAAUUUGUCGCUUGGGAGCCGGAAAACCCUGACAACCCCUCAGUUCCGGAGUUUUCCGAUGUGGACUACGUUGAAACCUGGCGUGCGAUGGAAAAACUGUUGAAAGGUGGCAAAGUGCGAAGCAUCGGUGUCUCCAACUUCAACAGCCAACAAUUGGCUCGUGUUGUGAAGGAGUGCAAGGUAAAACCCGUGACCAAUCAGGUGGAGUGCAACCCCGGUUUGAACCAGCGAAAAUUGAUUGAGUUUUGUCAAAAAUUGGGGGUUACACUAACCGCGUACAGCCCGCUGGGACGUCCGAACUAUUACGAAAAAGAUCCCGUGAAUACGCCCAAGCCUGCUCUGGACGAUCCGCGGGUCGCGGAGAUCGCCAAAAAGUACGGUAAAACACCCGGACAGGUAAUUCUACGAUACCUGGUUGAUUUGGGGACGAUCCCGGUGCCGAAAUCGGCGAAUCCAGUCCGCCUUCGGCAGAACAUCGAAAUUUUCGAUUUCAAACUAACGAAGUCCGAAAUCGAAACAAUGGACGGUUUUACCACGGGGAAAAGAACCGUUCCGUUCGCGGCCUCCGCCAGCCAUAAGUACUAUCCAUUCAACAUUGACUUCUAAUUGAAUAAACUUCCAAAGCAAACAAACAAUUGAGUUAUUUAUCUCCCGGCGUCCAAAGUAAUCGAUUUCACCCAGAAAACAACCAAAACCAAUGACGCUAUAAGUGGCCUUAUCGAACUUGCAUGGCGAACAGGCGAGAAAUCAAGCAAAACAGCAGUUGAUCACAGUUUCCCGAAAACAAAUCGAACCGUGGCGGCGGCGGCGAUUCUCACAAAUUUUCACCUAUUGUAUGUUUAAUUUCAAAAAAAAAAAUACAGGAAGGCCAGCUGCUGUCAGCUUUUUGAUGCAUGAGAAGCAGAAAACAACACGAUGGCUGCAAUCGUCGAAGACACAAAGCAAGCCGUGGAAAAUCGCUUGAUUACCGUAACGCAAUGUGUCUCUCGGAGAAAAUGGAUCGAGAAUUACCUUUUUCGUUUCUUUCCUUUUAAGCAAUUCCAACAAGAACUUUGUUCCGCAUCGAUCUGCUGGCUGAAAAAAGGAACCUCAUUAUUUCCUGCGCUUCUUUUUUCGACUGGAACGAAUCGCUUCUUUGGACCGCUACAGGUGUGUUUUCGUACAAGCUAAGGAUCACGAUUCCUUUCGAUGCGGCUCGCUAUGGCUUUUUGGUUUGUAGGU
Messenger RNA from Wyeomyia smithii (pitcher-plant mosquito), 1717 nucleotides. RefSeq names its product 1,5-anhydro-D-fructose reductase-like. Gene Ontology annotation, molecular function: aldose reductase (NADPH) activity. Gene Ontology annotation, cellular component: cytosol. The coding region runs from base 140 to 1102 and encodes 320 amino acids. The transcript has 3 exons. The record is from RefSeq and is a predicted model, not a curated record. Lineage: Eukaryota; Metazoa; Arthropoda; Insecta; Diptera; Culicidae.